Molecule: messenger RNA, 522 nt
Organism: Lodderomyces theae
Lineage: Eukaryota; Fungi; Ascomycota; Pichiomycetes; Serinales; Debaryomycetaceae
Exons: 1
Coding region: 1-522 (173 amino acids)
Source: RefSeq, a predicted model, not a curated record
AUGGAUGCAAAGGAAACGAUUCACUUACUCCAGAUUUCAGAAAUGCCAAAGGGAUUUGAGUGGGAAAUUGCUAAGCACUUGAAGAAUAUCGAGUACUUUAGUGUGAUUUGCAGAGGCUAUGAUGGGGAUAGGGCCACAGAUAAAACUACCGUGGAUUUGAAGUCUAAACCACUAAACCACUACUCUGCUGUUUGUGGAAACAAAAACUACACCAGAAAAUUGGAGUAUAAUGAUUGUGAUUACGACUUUCACGAAUUGGACAUUGUGUUGUUGCUGAACUUGCCGCGGAAUGAUAGUGUGAUGUGUUUGAAAUUGGACGUCUACAAUGGUUAUAGGGACCUUGAGCUGAUCAACGAGGUGUCAACUCUAACUGAAUUGUACAUGACAUUUUACAUUACACACGGCAUUGACGUUAGAGGAGUUGACAUGAAAAUUACCUUGCCGUUGCAAAAAGUGUAUAUCAGGUGGCAUGAACCCAUCAAGUAUUCCAAGGACACUUUGAAUUUAGAUUUUUUAAGUUGA